This is a messenger RNA of Xyrauchen texanus (razorback sucker), 6524 nucleotides long. RefSeq names its product sia-alpha-2,3-Gal-beta-1,4-GlcNAc-R:alpha 2,8-sialyltransferase-like. The coding region runs from base 194 to 1312 and encodes 372 amino acids. The record is from RefSeq and is a predicted model, not a curated record. NCBI's taxonomy places the organism in Eukaryota, Metazoa, Chordata, Actinopteri, Cypriniformes, Catostomidae. The transcript is spliced from 4 exons. Gene Ontology annotation, molecular function: alpha-N-acetylneuraminate alpha-2,8-sialyltransferase activity. Gene Ontology annotation, biological process: oligosaccharide metabolic process; N-glycan processing.
UUUAAAUAUCAGCUUGUGUCGAUGCAUGUGACAGAAACAGCCUGAAUGUGGCCGGCGAUGUUUUAACCUGAACGCAGAUAUUACACAGAGAUCCGUCAUGGCCGCGGCUGGUGCUGAUGAGAGUCCGGCGCAUCUCUGAUCAUCAUCAUCAUGUCUGUUCUCCGUGUGUAAGUCGCGUGCGUUGCGGGCUGAGAUGGUUCGGGUGGUCAGUGUUUUGGGUCUGGUGAUGUUCAGCGUCGCUCUGCUCAUCUUAUCACUCAUCAGUUACGUGUCCAUAAAGAAAGACUUCAUCUUCACCGCCUCGAAAUACGCCAACGCCGGCGGCCCGCGGAUGUUUCAUGCGGGGUUUGGGUCCCAGCUGGCGAUGAAGUUUUUGGAUCCAGCGUUCUCGUCGCUGAAUGCCGCGCUCAACGAGAAUCUACAAGAGUCCAACAAGUGGAAGUUUAACAAGACCGCUUAUUUAGAGCAAAGUAAAGAGAUCGCCCAAUACAUUGACGUACCACACAACUUCACCCUAACCAAGAGCAGCGUACGUGUGGGUCAGUUAAUGCACUACGACUACUCGAGUCAUAAAUAUGUCUUCUCCAUUGGUAAGAACCUCAGGUCUCUGCUUCCAGAUUCUUCUCCCAUCCCCAACAAGCGCUACAACACCUGUGCUGUCGUAGGGAACAGUGGAAUUCUCACCAGCAGCCGCUGCGGUCCCGAAAUCGACAAGUAUGACUUUGUCUUCCGCUGCAACUUCGCGCCCACUGAAGUCUUCCGUAAAGAUGUGGGGUGUCGGACCAACCUCACGACCUUCAACCCCAGCAUUCUGGAGAAAUACUACAACAACCUCCUGACCAUCCAAGACAGGAACAAUUUCUUCUUGAGUUUGAAGAAACUAGACGGAGCCAUACUUUGGAUUCCUGCGUUUUUCUUACACACGUCAGCCACUGUCACACGCACCCUCGUAGACUUCUUCGUAGAGCACAAGGGCCAGCUCAAAGUGCAGUUAGCCUGGCCGGGAAACAUUAUGCAGUAUGUGAACAGGUAUUGGAAAAACAAGCAGCUGUCGCCGAAGCGUUUGAGCACCGGCAUUCUGAUGUUCACGCUGGCCUCGUCUCUGUGCGAUCAGGUCCAUCUGUACGGCUUCUGGCCCUUCGGCUGGGACCCAAACACGGGGAAAGAGCUGCCGUAUCAUUACUACGACAAGAAAGGCACCAAGUUCACCACCAAGUGGCAAGAGUCGCACCAGCUGCCCACCGAGUUCAAACUGCUCUUCAAAAUGCACACGGAGGGCGUCCUGAAACUCAGCCUCUCCCACUGCGCCUAGGGGGCAAAGGUCAGGCUCAACCGGUCAGCGGUCAGAAUUCAGGGUCGCUUGCUUUUGCUAAUGGACUUUGCCAUGAUUUGGGGGAGGCGACUGCAACUAUCGACAUUGAGCUCAGUUGUAGUAUUACUGGUAACUACUGUUAUCAAUGAUAGAGGACACGUAUUGAUGACAUCAGUGAUAUAAAAGAGAGUUCUGCGUGCUCAGAGCGUUUAUCAAAUCAAUUGACUAUAUCAAAAGGCGUAUAGAAAUGCAUCAUGUUACAAUAUAGCCGGAAUAUAUAAUGCAAACAUUAAAGAACAUACUGCAUAUCAAAUCUCUGAGAUGUAUCACAACGUUUAGCCAUAAUAUAAUCCUUCAAUUGAUUAACGGUUGCUCAUAGUUAAUGUUUGGAUCAAUAAAACAAGUCUUGAGCCAUAUCUAGAGACCACAAUAUUAUGGAGAAUCAGUGGUGGGCUUUUCGACUUAGAAGGCAACAAAAUAGCAUCAUGCUAAAACCGCUUCAAUCGUGGCUGUGACUUGUGCGAGUGCCACUUACUGAAUCUAGUUUUGUAUAUAGUCACAAUGAGGACUCUACACUUACUUUCUGCAUGCCAAAGACAGUAAGUCUGGUCUUGGUUUUAUUUUUAGUCAGUUAAUAGGCUCUGGGCAUUCUGAUCAGAUCGUUGAAUUGCAAUUUGACACAUGGUGUGUCAAUCAUUCAGAUUGUACUAAUAUAGCGCAACAGUGCCCACCCACUUUUUCUGGAAGUUUUUUUCCCAUUCGUUUUUUCCAUAGGGAUUUCUUUAAAUCCUCCAGAACAGAGUUGUGCACCAUGUACCAAACCAACCAUCUCCGAGGUGCAUCACAACAUUACAAACUUUGAUUUGAGGCAAAAAAAUUAUAAUUAAAAUCGGACAAAAAUCCAUCCCAUGAAGCUUUGUGAAUGAUGUCAUUGAGUUACAAAUACUGGGAAAAUAUCAAAAAGAUUGAUUUAAAGUUUAAUGCAAAAUUUCCAGACAUAUACAAGUAUAUAAGUAGUUUUGAGAGCAACUUGAUUGCGUCAUUCACAGUGCAUCAAGGGAGUGGCCGGUUGCUGCAGAGCACUUUUCGUGUGCUUUGUAGUCCGUGAUUCUCUGAUUGGUGGCUUUUCAGAGCAUUAUGGGUAGUGUAGUUCUUCACCAAAAAUUCUGCUAUUAAAUAUGAUUGUUUUUAAUUAAAGGAAUAGUUCACUCAAAAAUGAAAAUUCAGUCAUUGGUUUACUCACCCCUGUGUUGUUAUAACCCUACAGCCGUGGCCUAAAGUAUUGGCAGUGACAUAAAUGUUGUGUUUCGCAAAGUUUUCUGCUUCAGUUAUUGUGGUGUUGAUACACAUUAUUUCUAGAUUAUUGUGCAGAGUGAUCAGAUGCAUUUUAAAUAAUUGCAAAAUGCUUCAUUGGCCCAAAAAAUUAACUAUAUCACAAAAACCCAAAUUUCACUGUUUUUUUGGUCCUGGCACAAAAUGACCAGCUAACAUAAUUUCACUGAUGAUAUCAGCAGCACCUGGAAUAGUGUGAACGAGUACUAGUCAGGUGACAUCACUCUAUCAUUCUGAUUGGAUUAUAAGAGCAGACUGAUGCUAUAAAAGGAGGGAAGAAGUGCUUCCAAUCAUUGUGUUCAUGUUAGCAAUGGUUACCUCUAAAGAAAGACGUGCAGCCAUCAUCGCUUUGCAUCAAAAUGGCCUCACAUGCAAGGAAAUUGCUGCAAAGAAUAUUGCACCUGAAAGAACCAUUUACUGGAUCAUCAAGAACUUCAAGGAGAGAGGUUCAACUGCAGUGAAGAAGGCUUCAGGACGUCCCAGAGUGUCCAGCAAGCGCCAGGACCGUCUCCUCCUGAGGAGUCAGCUACAGAAUCGUGUCACCACCAGUGCAGAGCUCAAGAUUGGCAGCAGGUUGGUGUGAGUGCAUCUGCAAGUACAGUGAGGCGAAGACUUUUGGACAAUGGCCUGGUGUCAAGAAGGGCAGCAAAGAAGCCACUUCUCUCCAAGAAAAACAUCAAGGACAGACUGAAAUUCUGCAGGAAGUACAAGGAUUUGACAGUUAUUUUCCAUGAUGAAGCCCCCUUCUGACUGUUUGGGACAUCUGGAAAUUUGAUAGUCCGGAGAAGAAAAGGUGAACGCUACCAUGAGUCCUGUGUCGUGCCAACAGUGAAGCAUCCUGAGACCAUCUAUAUGUGGGGGUUGCUUUUCAUCACAGGGAGUGGGCUCGCUCACAAUCCUGCACAAAAACACGUCCAUGAAUAAAGAAUGGCAUCCUAACGUCCUACAAGUGCAACUUCUCCCAACGAUACAGGAGCAAUUUGGUGAUGAUCCGUGCAUUUUCCAGCAUGAUGGAGCACCAUGUCACAAGGCAAGAGGGAUAAUGAAGAGGCUCGGAGAUCAUUACAUUGAAAUUUUGGAUCCGUGGCCAGGCAACUCCCCUGAUCUUAAUCCCAUAGAGAACCUGUGGUCAAUCCACAAAAGGCAAGUGGACAAACAGAACCGCACAAACUGUGAUCAACUCCGAGCACUAAUAAGGCAAGAAUGGAUCGCCAUCAGUCCGGAUAUGGCCCAGAAGCUGAUAUCCAACAUGCCUGAGUGAAUUGCAGAGGUUAUGAAGAACAAGCGUCAACAGUGUAAAUAAUGACUCUUUGCAUAUAUUGAGUGUUUUUGCUAAUAAAAGCCUUUAAAACUCAUGAAAUGCUUAUAAUUGUUUUUCAGUAUGUGAAAAUCUACAAAUACUGAAGCAGUAAUCUUUGCAAAACACAAAAUGUAUGUCACUCUCAAUACUUUUGGCCUUGGCUGUAUAUGACUUACUUUAUUUUUCUUAAUGCAAAGGGGGAAAAUGUGAAAAAAAAACUGUGCUUAGUGAUGUCAUACAAUGGCAGUUUAGACAGCCUGAUCUCACAGCGAAAUCGGAAAGAGUAGACCGACUUUUCUUUUGGCAAAAUCGGUAUACGUUGACUGAAAUUUCGAAACACUGCCCCCAGUGGCCAAAGCGGUAAGUGUUGGAGGGCAUAUGGGCCAGGAGAGGUCACCAAAAGCUAGUAUCGAAGCAAGUUUUUUUCCGCUUUACAGGAUGUUAUACAAUAAAGAGAAAAGCAUAUAUUUAUAGAUUCUAUCGCCCAAACCUUACCUUAACCAUUAGUGGAGUAAAACAGCAAUGCUAGAGGGAAAAGUGAAACUUACGAAUCAUGCUCUGCAUUGACUAUUCAAAUGUGGUUACUGCCUGGGUUUGAACCCUAGUCUCCCAUGUAGCUGAUGCAACGCGCCACCAAUCACGCAAGGUGGAAAGGUAAACUCAUUGAAACCCCUGCAAACAUGUCUGAUAAGUAUAGAGUCGCCAAUCCUAGGGUACUGAAACUAUCAGAAACAUCGUGCCGACUUCACGUGUGAUCAUGUUGGUUUAUAGUGACCACAUCUUCAAGCUUCAAAAGGACACAAAAGUAUAAUUCAGAAGUCUAAUAAAAAACUAAACAAAAUCAGAACACACAACCUUACAGAACUUACUAAACAUGUCUGAAGAGUUUAUGCAUUUCUGUGCUCAGCCUUACUAUUUUGAAUGGAGGACUCAGAUAUCAAAGAGAAACAUAGAGGAGCUACCGGCUGCCACAGUCACACCAUGUCCUAACCCAACGGCAAACGACACACAAUAAAAGGUACAUUUAUUAUGUUAAUCAGAGUUUUUGUCCUACCCAGCCGUGACGAGCGACGGGACAUUCUAUCCAUUACUUGAUUUCUAUUUUCGGCAUUGCGCGUGUAAUUCCGUCCACUGUAAACUGACACCGGUCCAAAAACUUUCAAAAAAAUAAGGCUGGGCAUAGAAAUGCAUUAAUACUUCAACUAUAAACUCUUCAGACAUGUUUAGUAAGUUCUGUUCUCUGUUUUGUGUGCAGCUGUAUUGUGUUCUGUUGUCAAUAUCACUAUUUUAGAUAAACAAAACGUGUUUUUGCUUGAACGCCCCAAUGUCGUGAGGGGUCUGCUUGAACUGUUGCUCUCAUGUCCUAUCAUGAACACAUGUUAGAUCAAUGAUCAGUAACAUUUACACUAAAUAACACAUUAGAUUUCAGUUUCUCAUCAAAUCUUAUCCUAUACUUUCAUAACAAUCAUGAGUCUCAUGAAUAAUUAAUUAGACUACUGAAUUAUACUUUUGAGUUCUUUUGAAGAUGUAUGACAUCACUGAGCACAACAUUUAUUCACAAUUUCUCCCUUUGUGUUCAGAAAAACAAAGAAAGACGUAAAGUGUUAUAACAACACAGGGGCGAAUAAACAAUGACUGAAUUUACAUUUUUGGGAGAACUAAUUAAGUAAUAUUAAUGUUCAUAAUCAUUAUUUUUGUCUUGUUUUCCAGUAAACAUGUCUAACAUAUUUAAAUAUGCUUAAAGGGAUUGUUCAACCAAAAUGAGCAUUGUUUCAUCAUUUGCUCACCCUCAUGUGUUCCAAACCUGUAUGUUUGUGGAUGAUAUGUACAAUGUUAGCCUUGGUCACCGUUUAUUUGGUGACGUUAUCUCUAACAUCCUCUUUAUUUGUAUUCUUUAAAGUUGUUUAGAUUUGUACAAACCUUAAAAUAAUACUGAUUGAAAAUAUUUUUGCAGUGUAGGGUCGGUUUACAGUGUGUUCCUUUAUUGGGACAAAUGUGUCAUUUUAUGUUCACAGAUGUAUUCCUGAAUGUGUGAUUGUCAUUAACACAUGUUGAUUGUUUGUUUAUUACUGAGUGUGUGCAACGUUUAUUUAGAAAUACCAUAUUCAGUGUGCAGAUUCGUCUUUGUGAAGGAUGCAUGAAUCAAGACGCGUACAAGGUUAUCCUGGAAGAAAACUUGCUUCCUUCUGCUCUGAUAAUGUUCCCAAACUCUGAGGAUUGGUUUCUCCAGCAGGACAACGCUCCAUGCCACACGGCGGGUCAAUCAAGGGGUGGAUGGAGGAGCACCGGCUCAAGACCCUGUCAUGGUCAGCCCAAUCUCCAGACCCGAACCCCCAUUGAAAACCUCUGAAAUGUGAUCAAGAGGAAGACGGAUGCACACGAGCCAUCAAAAAAAGACGAGACGCUUGAAUUUUUGCACGAGGAGUGGCAUAAAGUCGCCCAACAGCAAUGUGAAAGACUGGCAGAGAGCAUGCCAAGAUGCAUGAAAGCUGCGAUUGAAAAUCAGGAUUAUUCCAGCAAAUAUUGACUUCUGAACUCUGAGUUAAACAUUAGUAUUGUGUUGAUUAAUAAAUGAAUAUG